Molecule: messenger RNA, 2307 nt
Organism: Penaeus vannamei (Pacific white shrimp)
Lineage: Eukaryota; Metazoa; Arthropoda; Malacostraca; Decapoda; Penaeidae
Product: 3 beta-hydroxysteroid dehydrogenase/Delta 5-->4-isomerase
Biological process (GO): steroid biosynthetic process
Molecular function (GO): 3-beta-hydroxy-Delta5-steroid dehydrogenase (NAD+) activity
Source: RefSeq, a predicted model, not a curated record
CACGCCUCCCGCCUCCUCUCCGCCUGCAGCCUCGACCUUCCAUCCCCAAUCCUUUCGAAAAGAUUAGAUAAGAUUAAUAACAUUAUCUCCGCCACUUGAGAGAGAGAGUUACUUGGAAGUUUUCCUGCUGUUGGAAAACCUCUUCGUUGCCCGCUCGCUCUCGUGUGGCGCCGCCCUCCCCUCCUUCUGACGCAGCAGUCUGCCUCGACUUGCGCGGCCGCCUCGUCGCCCCCAGACACAGCCUCGGCUCGAAUCGGUUCUGACGGAGUGAGUCCCGCGACAUGCCGGAUCUGACAGUCGCCGUGGUGGGAGGAAGCGGGUUCCUGGGGCGGCAUGUGGUGGCGCAGCUGGAGCAGUGGGCAGCAGAAGGCCAGGUCGACGGCUGGGGCGUCAAGCAAGUGCGGGUCCUUGACAUUGUGCAGCAGGACGCAGACACAGGCAGCAAAGGCGUAGCGAUUUUCGAGGAAUGCGACAUCAGGAACGCGGACCAGUUGACCCGAAGCCUGAAGGGCGCGGACGCCGUCGUCAACUGCGCCGCCGUCUCGCCCGACAUCACGCAGGAUGAAGUCCGCUGCGGCCCCGACAUGUGGAGAGUCAACGUUGACGGAGUGCGGAACUUGGUGCAAGCAUGCCGGGAGGCGGGCGUCGGCGUGCUCGUGCACACCAGCACUCUCGCCGUCAAGAUGGGCGGGCAAAAACUGAUGGAACACACGGAGAGCCUCACGCCCCACAUCAGCGAGGACGCCCUCAUACUCGGGGACUACGCCCGAGGCCGCGUGCGUGCCGAGGAACUCGUCCUGGAGGCUCACAAUGGCCCCACGCAAGCAGGGACGAGGCUCCGCACGGUGGUGCUGCGGCCGCCGCUGCUGUACGGCGAGGGCGACCGAGCGUUCGUGCCGUACGUCCUCCGCCUGGCGCGCGCGGGGGCCAACACAAUGCCUUCCUUUGGCAAUCCUGAUGCCUUCCAACAGGCGGCAUAUGUUGGCAACGCGGCCGCGGCCCACGUCAUGGCUCUGAGGAAGCUGCUGCGGGAGGAGGACGCGGGCGAGCUGCAGCACGUGGGCGGCCUGCCGGUGUACGUGACGGACGACACGCCGCCGAACAGCCUGCCCGGCCUCGCGUACCCCUUCCUCCGCCACCUUGACCUGCAACCCGCCCGUAACCUCUCCUAUUGGACGGUUGCCAUCCUCCUGCUCCUCGCGAAGGCCUGGGGCGCCGUCCUCUCCGCCCUUGGCAUGGGCUCCCCGGGCCCUUCCGCCCUCCCGUCCUGGACCAUCCACCGCCUCGGCCAGACCAUCGCCGUCGUCAGCCGCAUGCGGGCGGAACUCUCCAUGGGCUACGCGCCGCCCUUCUCGUGGCCGGAGGCGCUGGCUCGCUCGACGGCCUACUACUCUGCUGCCUUCCCCGGGGAGAAGGCCGUCGAGGUCUCGCCCACCGGGGUCGCGCUGUGAUCCUCGAAUAACAACGGAAUUUCUAAAAGAUGCACUGGUGCGCCGUUCAGCUGUGCAUUAUCUACGCAGUUCGUUUUCGUAUCAAGAGUAUUUUAAAUAGUCUAGUGCAUAUCUCAAGGUAAACAGAUUCAGAAAAGGGCGCACGACGUGAAUUACACACAUAGUAAGGAAUUAGUCCUCGUAAAUAUCUUAGCAGAGCCUCAUCAUCCAUGCACAAGGGACCAAAAUCCACACCAGUUCCUGUUUCAAACCUUCCCAGGCUGAUUCGUGCUUUUUGCUCAUCAACGAAUUAAUGGCACCGGGUGAUCCCUGUGGCACCAGACUUCGCGGCCAGAACUCAGGCAGUUUGGUAGGAGAAGCGAUUUCCUAAGGUUACAAAGCUUCCCGAAAUCAAGGCACGGAAUAUCCGCUACUGUCCGUGGGAAAUUUGUUUGGUUUAUGCCCUUGCUUAGAAAGUUUUUUUUUUUUUUAGCUUAGCGAAUUUCACUCGCUUUGUCACCCGUUAGUCUGACAAAUGUCUUUCAGCUAAGUGUAAAUCUAAUGAAUAUACUUACUCCUGUUAUAAUAAUUCAAAGCAAUAAAUGAUAUAGUUUACAUCGAACUCAUUUUCAUGUAAAAGACAAUACAGAGAUGAUACCAAGUUUCAUCUUAAAUAUUAUCACGGUAAAAUUUCCCGCAAUACCACCCAAAUUCACGCCAGUUUUAGGUAAGAGUAAUAUGCAUACAUUCUUCAAUGACAAGUGAUGGAGUAAAACGUUUAGUCUUUACUGAUUCUUACAUGAUUAAUAUUUAAGAAAAAUAAAGGUGAUCUACAUCAACCCUGUAAACUACUGAUGUUUAAACCAUAUUGAUACUG